This is a messenger RNA of Drosophila biarmipes, 884 nucleotides long. RefSeq names its product histone acetyltransferase p300. The transcript has 3 exons. The record is from RefSeq and is a predicted model, not a curated record. Gene Ontology annotation, biological process: positive regulation of transcription by RNA polymerase II. NCBI's taxonomy places the organism in Eukaryota, Metazoa, Arthropoda, Insecta, Diptera, Drosophilidae. The coding region runs from base 73 to 531 and encodes 152 amino acids. Gene Ontology annotation, molecular function: chromatin DNA binding; histone acetyltransferase activity; transcription coactivator activity. Gene Ontology annotation, cellular component: histone acetyltransferase complex; transcription regulator complex.
UGUCGGGGCGAAUACGGUCCCACUGAAACGAGUCUCAUUUCCUUCGAAGAUCUGAUACCUGCACAUUCCGCAAUGAGAUUCGUCGCGGAAGUCGGUGGAGCAGCCGGUGGCGCCGAGGAGGGUGCCGCUUCCGCAGUCGGUCCAGGUCAGAGUGGUGGCCCCGGUGGCCAGGAGGGAGGCGCAGCCAGCGAGGGGACCGCUGGCGGUGUGCCGGCCGUGCCCGGCGGCCCGGCCGGUGGCGCCCGCCGCUUUGUGGACGACGUGAAGAAGCGGCACAUCCAGCGGCAACUGGCGCUGCUCCUCCAUGCGCACAGGUGCCGCCAGCCACAGUGCCCGGUCCACUUCUGCGGGUACAUGAAGCAGGUGCUGCGCCACGCCAUCCCCUGUCGCCGGGGCCGGGUCUGCCCCACGAAGCACUGCACCUCGUCGCAGCAGAUCCUCAUGCACUACAAGAUCUGCAGGGACCACGACUGCAGGAUUUGCUCCAGUUUCCCAAGGCGUUUGGCGGUUUCGGAAAGUGAAAAUGCCUAACAGUCAACCCGAUGAAUUCAUUUUCUGUAAAUUACCAAAGAAAAACCAGAGCAUCGAAUAAAAAUCACCAUGUCAUCGCCAAGAAUCCAAUUGAAAGACGAGAAAAAAUAGCAUAGGAAGCUGUGAGAAUAUCAAAUUGCUUAUAAACAGGGACCAAAUAGUUAAGUUGUUCAGCUGUAGAUUAUUCCAUAGUUAUAGUUGGUUUAGCCUUGUAGUUGUAAAGGCUAUAAUCAGACAAAUGUAUUUAACCUUGUCUAUUUUACUGAAGUAUCUAAGGUUUUAUGGAAAGGAUCAACAAAUAAUAUUAACCCAUGAUUAAAAAAAGACCAAAUAAAAUCAUGAUAAUUACUGAG